Messenger RNA from Miscanthus lutarioriparius, 852 nucleotides. Lineage: Eukaryota; Viridiplantae; Streptophyta; Magnoliopsida; Poales; Poaceae. The record is from the annotation of a GenBank genome assembly.
AUGAACGACCUCAUGACCAAGUCCUUCAUGAGCUACGUCGACCUGAAGAAGGCGGCGAUGAAGGACCUGGAGGCGGGGGGCGACGGGAUCGAGCUCCCGGAGUCGGGCGCCGGCGGCGUCACGGACGAGCGCCUGCGCGGGUUCUUCGAGGAGGCGGAGGCGGUGAAGGCGGAGAUGGCGGCCAUCUGCGACGCGCUCGACCGCCUGCACGCCGCCAACGAGGAGGGCAAGUCGCUGCACCAGGCGGACGCCCUCCGCGCGCACCACGGCCGCGUCAACGCCGACAUCAUCGCCGUGCUCCGCCGCGCCCGCGACAUCCGCGCCAGGCUCGAGUCCCUAGACCGCGCCAACGCCGCGCAGCGGAGGCUCUCCGCGGGGUGCCGCGAGGGCACGCCGCUAGACCGCACGCGCACCGCCGUCACCGCGGGGCUCCGGAAGAAGCUCAAGGACCUCAUGCUCGACUUCCAGGCGCUGCGGCAGCGGAUGAUGUCCGAGUACAAGGAGACCGUGGAGCGGCGCUACUACACGCUCACCGGGGAGGUCCCCGAGGAGGAGGUGAUCGAGCGCAUCAUCUCCGACGGCCGCGGCGAGGAGCUCCUGGGCGCCGCCGUCGCGGAGCACGGCAAGGGCGCCGUGCUCGCCGCGGUGCACGAGAUCCAGGACCGCCACGACGCGGCGCGCGAGGUGGAGCGCAGCCUCCUGGAGCUCCACCAGGGCGGCAACAAGGAGCUGGGCAAGGCCAAGGAGUACCAGCGGAGCAGCCGCAAGUGUCUCUGCAUCGGCAUCAUCAUCCUGCUGCUCCUCGUCCUGCUCGUCAUCGUGCCCAUCGCCACCAGCCUCAGGAGGUCUUGA